CUCAAUUAGGUUUAGACGAUAUAAACUAUCCGACGCUAAAUUCAUAAAAACCCCGCAGCCCUAAUUUCGGAUCUCCUCAAGCUUCAAUUACCAGCGCAACGAUGGCGAAAUCGAUGAGAUGCAAGAGGGUGAAGAGAUUGAGAGCUAUAAGAAGAGGAAUAGUUGAGAAGGAAUCAUUCACCUUAACGAGAGAAGACGCCAAAUCCGCCGCCAUCGAAGCCGCACUCGCCGCGCCGAAGCUACCGGUUCGUCAACCACCAGCUUCUCCGUUCAUGGAAGUUGCGACGUCGACCUCCGAGCCUGCCUCUGCCUCCGGCACUACCGCCAACAAUAUGGAUGUAGAAAUGGAUGAUGAGAAGCAAACCAAGUCGCUAAAACCCGUCGGGAGGAAGAUGAAGAAGAAGUUCAAGAUGGGGAUGAAGAAUCGUCGCAGUAAGGGUGUUCUUCGAGGCAAGCGAGUCUAAAACUCUUUUAGGUUUAACCACCAAACUUGUUUGCCUUUCUUCUUGUUUGUUUCAGCUCGCAUAAUUUUGUUCACUCUAAAUUCUCAAACGUCGUAGAAUAUAUCUUCUUUUGUGUUGCUUUAUUUCGCUAGACUCAUCAGUAUUAUAGAAAAAACGUGACUGAUUCUAAAGACGUCUGAUAUUGGCUCGUGUCU
Messenger RNA from Thlaspi arvense, 658 nucleotides. Lineage: Eukaryota; Viridiplantae; Streptophyta; Magnoliopsida; Brassicales; Brassicaceae. The record is from the annotation of a GenBank genome assembly.